UCAAACUUCAAACUUCUUCUAGGCAUAACGAUUAGGGUUUCUAGAAUCCUGUUCUGUUCUUGCUUGGCUACGGAGUCCGGACCCAUAGAAAGCACAUAACUGGAGAGAAGAGGUAGGUAAAGUGUCGUCCAAGGACCCAAAAAUAAGGACGGAGAUCCAGUGAGCUCAGUUAAUUGGAGGGUUUUUUUUUUUUUUUUUUGGCCUCGGUGGCAAUGAUUUACACUGCAAUUGAUAACUUCUACCAAACUGACGAGCAGUUACAGAACUCACCAUCUAGGAAAGAUGGAAUUGACGAAGCCACUGAAACUACCCUCAGAAUCUAUGGAUGUGAUCUGAUCCAAGAGAGUGGAAUUUUACUCAAACUACCUCAAGCUGUGAUGGCCACUGGUCAAGUUCUAUUCCAUCGGUUCUAUUGCAAAAAGUCAUUUGCCCGAUUUGAUGUCAAGAAAGUUGCAGCUAGUUGUGUCUGGCUUGCAUCUAAACUAGAGGAAAGCCCUAGGAAGUCCAGGCAAGUCAUUAUUGUUUUUCAUAGAAUGGAAUGCAGGAGAGAGAAUUUACCUAUAGAAUUUUUGGACCUAAAUUCAAAGAAAUUUGCAGAGCUGAAGGUAGAACUGAGCAGAACAGAAAGACACAUAUUAAAAGAGAUGGGUUUUGUUUGUCAUGUUGAGCAUCCCCACAAAUUCAUCUCAAACUACCUUGCCACCCUCGAAACACCUCCAGAGUUGAGACAAGAAGCUUGGAAUCUUACAAAUGAUAGUUUGCGGACAACCUUGUGCGUUCGUUUCAAGAGUGAGGUUGUGGCUUGUGGGGUUGUAUAUGCCGCUGUACGUAGGUUCCAGGUACCCCUUCCUGAGAAUCCACCAUGGUGGAAGGCAUUUGAUGCAGAUAAAUCUGGGAUUGAUGAAGUUUGUAGAGUUCUGGCUCACUUGUACAGCCUUCCCAAGGCAAAGUACAUAUCGGUCUGCAAGGAUGGAGAUUUUUCUUUUUCUAGCAAGUCUUCAGAUUCACAACUUCAAUCAGUUCCAAAGGAAGUUCUGCAGGGUGGCUCACCAGCUAAUGAUAUUGUUGCUCCUAAGGCAGCCUCAACUGUUGUUAAUGCUGAAUUGGGCGGUUCAAAGGGUGCAAUAAAAGCAGCCCUAGACAAGCUGAAGGAAUCUAAGAAGAGUGAUGAUGAGUCCAAGUCUGCAAAUGGGGAGGCAAGAGAUGAGCCCAUUCCAAGGUCCAAGUCUGAGCACAGAGCAGAGGCAAGUGGGGACAGGAGCAAGGACAGGGACAGGGAUAGGGAUCGGGACAGGGAGAGAGAGAGGGAUAGAAUAAAGGCCCAGGAUCGUGAGAGGAGUAGAGAUUCUGAUAGGGAAAGAGAGCGAGAGGAGACUGAGAGGGACAGAGAUAAAUCCAAGGAUCGAAGUCAUCGUUCAAAGGAUAGAGGAAAGGAUUCAGGACAUCCGGAGAAAUCAAGAUAUCUUUCAUCACGUGAUCGUGACUAUUACAGCUCUUCUUAUUCUUCAAGGGAGAAGGAUCGUCACAGACAUCACUCAUAUGCUUAAAACUCUCAUUGAAGUGUGCACCCUGUUGUAGCAGUUGUCAGAAACACUCUAGUUGUAAAUGACUUUCUUUUCUUUUUGACACAUUUAGUGAGCAGGCCAUCAUUUUUGUACGGCACUUGAGCUGACAUUGGUUUUGCUUGUCCUGCAAUUGUGAGAAAAGUUUCUUUCUUCCAGUUCUUUCUCCAUUUAUAAUAUCCUGCUGAUUACCAUAACACAAGACAGUCAAUGUGGUUGUGAACAUGAUAUUUUUGUGCUGUAUCUGUACUAUUUGCAUGAGAAUCAUCUAUUUUUCCAGUUCAAAAUAGAAGUAUACCUUUU
Messenger RNA from Hevea brasiliensis (rubber tree), 1865 nucleotides. Its product is annotated as cyclin-L1-1. The record is from RefSeq and is a predicted model, not a curated record. Gene Ontology annotation, biological process: regulation of transcription by RNA polymerase II. NCBI's taxonomy places the organism in Eukaryota, Viridiplantae, Streptophyta, Magnoliopsida, Malpighiales, Euphorbiaceae. Gene Ontology annotation, molecular function: cyclin-dependent protein serine/threonine kinase regulator activity. Bases 213 to 1547 code for a protein of 444 amino acids. Gene Ontology annotation, cellular component: nucleus. The transcript has 9 exons.